GCCCGAUUCCUAUUAGUAUGUAGUCUAAUUACAUCUAGAUUACGUAGUUUGUGCGUGACAUUAGGGUUUGUUAUAUGAAUUUUAGUAAUUGCUGCUUUCUUUUGACCUGCAUUGUCCCAUCUGCUGUCUCUGUCGCAUACAUUAAUAUGAGCUCAAGUUUUACGUGGCUUUUGAUGUUCCAGAGGUUCAUGUUGCAUAAAAUUAUCAGUACAGUUCUGAACGUAGCUUUUCUUCGAGGGUUGCCUUGCUUUCGCUUCGAAUUUUCGGUUUCUCUUGCGUGGUUUUCUCUUUAUAAUUCUUCCAGUGAAUUGCACAAUUGGUGGAGGAUCUUUAAAUUUUACUUGUAGGAUUUUGGCAUUGAUGUUACAAUUACGCAUAACCUUGCCGCAGUCCCUGUUGUGUGUUUUUUUCAAGUUGAUUCAGCAAAUUACUACUACUGAUUUUAUGAAUUACGCACCCUUCAUCGCCCAUCUGCAUUCUUCUACAAAAAAAUCUUUAACUGAAUUUUGAGAUAACCACCGAGAAAUUCUACCACUACUAUGAGGUCCAUUCUUGUAAGCAAUCAAUCUUAAUAACAGUGGAUGUCUAGAAUUAUAUGAGUUUCUAUUUAUGGAUAAUUGUCACCGAUGAUGUUUUGGCUACUUCCCCAGUGUGUUACGCAAGACUUUACCGGGAAUGAAGCGGCUAUACAAGUAUCAAUAGAGCUUCGUUCACAUGCAUGUACGAUAGGAUUCGGGCUUAUUGAUUAUGUCAUCAGCGCGACGGUACAGAUGUGCGAAAGAAUAAUAGCUCUAAACGGACAGGGCAAGCCAGAGGACACAGCGGAGGCGAAGCCAUUGGAUACAGUAACAAAGAGCAGCAACAGGGUUAUUUGCAUUUGGCUCUCUCUAUUAUCUCCGCUUUUUGUCGUUUUCCGGAGCUUGCAGCGAUGGAUGAAACCAUCAGUAAAGUUCCUUGAAACUUUAGCAAGCAGGGAGGAUGAAGUGGCCGCUGGAGACUCUUUGGAGCGCUUGCUUGCCACAGGCCCAGCAUCAGACAAGGGAUUGGAAACUCUAUCGCGGAAAAAAGUCUUGACUACAGUGGUACGCCGUUUGAGCGAGGCACCACCAAGUACUGUAUCUUUAUCUUAUGCAAAUUGGAUACCUGUAGCUGUCAGGUUAUUAUUGUUUAUGUUCACUACCACGGGAGCUGUGCAGGAGAUCAUGGAGUGCUCAAAAGAACUGGCAACCACGGUUCCCAAUGUAGCAAGGCAGUUAGCUGUUCAGCAAGAUGUCUUCAAGUUUGAAGCAAUGUCUCUGCUUCACUGUUUUCUUGCAUCGGAAUAUUUGGCUCAUGAGAACCGAGUCCCUGCUUUGUAUUAUAUUUCACUAAUCGAGGAAAGACGAGAUGGGACACAUCUAAAGUAUGGACUCGCUUGUCGUUCUGCCCCAGCUCUCUCUCCAAGACUGAGAAUUGAAACCGCAGUACUUUUGAAUGAAGUUGCAAGGAAAACAUUUGAUUCUGGAGGAGGCGAAACUGCUCAAGUUGCUGAGUCUGCUGGCAACCAGCAGGGACUGGCUACUUAUUUCGCUCUCUUGGAACAUAUCAUCAUUGUUGUCGUUGAACAGCAAGAUAAGCUGAUGGAGUCUACGAUGGAAAAAGCUGUUGCUGCGUUAACCGAAGUUGUAGGUUUGAUUGUUGAGUUUCUUGAGGAUGCUCAGGUUGGCACUGUACGGUUGCUGGGAAGGUAUUUGGCGGAAACUCCUCUUGCCCACCAAAAUCGGGUAUACAAGUUACUUAAAUUCCUGCUCUCUGUUACCAGAGAAGGGCAGAAUGGAUCUUUGGAAGCUGUCAGCUUCAUGUUACCUGCCUUGUCACAGAUUACUACAGAGCUUGAUGGUUGCAAAGCUCUGGUUCUUUCUGGAGCUCAUCAGCAGAUUGUUCAGUUUGUGCGUAUAGCAACGGAAACAAGAGGCUUCGAAUGUCGUGCUGCAAUAAUUGAUGCUUGUGAUACACUUUUGAACCUGCUUAUCAAGGAUGGCUUGGGUAGAUCUAUCAAGGUUACGGACUUCAUUCCUGCAGUGCCUUCUCUUGCCAACUGGGCAGUUCAAGGAAAGCAGGUGAUGGAGUGUGCAUUGGCGGCAAGUCUAUGCACUAUGGUUCUUGGUUUGACCAAUGAAAAUGCCCUCUCUCAGUAUCCCGGGUUUGGUCCUGCUGUUCUGCAUACUGUUUUUGCAUUGAUAUUGAUGAAUCUGGAGCGAUGCCAAAAGGCAGAAAGGUUAGAGGAAUCUGCCGAAGAGGAAGACUUGUGGGAUAUUAUUGUUACAGGAUGUUCACAAUGCAUGCAUCGUUACCCUUCUUUCAAAAACAUGAUAAAGGGUUCAACGUGGCUGCAACGCUUCUUGGGAAAGCGGUUUGACAACUGCGAACAGGUUGCACCGUACCCGCCUUCUGUCGUAACCUUUAGUUCAUGAAGCGAAUCGUCGUACAAUUUCAAGCAUAAACUCUUGAGUUUUGAUGUCUAAAUUUACUUCGGUUAUUCCUUUGGAAGACCUGUCACAGCAACAAUGGAGGAAGUGACAAGAAAUCGAUCGCUUCAGAUGUUGCUGGCGAGCAUAUUCACCCCUUAAAAAUGUUAGGAAGGCGGUAGGCAUCACCCAUUUGUGAAUGUAAUGAGAGAAUUGAUCCAGUUGUCCAGUCGCUGGUCAGUACGUUCCAUCUACAAUUUAGCCAGGUACUCGAAGAAUUUCUUACUGUACACAGAACCGUACAAAAAUUUGCUCCUUAUAUGGUGUUGUAAAGAAAGUUGUGGCAGUACUGGAGUCCCCAAGUAACCUUCAUGAUAGCACACCCAUAUGUUCAAACCAUACGGUUACAGAUAUUGUUGGAAGUUUCCACUUCCGCGUAUAACUGAGAAAUUUCGUAAAGACAAACUGGUUGUUGUUCCGUCAAAAUGAUAGGCGCACUGUGGUUCAGCGGUGUUUGGUCUUUAAUCUCUGAGUAGAUGAUCAUGAUAUUUCAGUUGCUAUCCAGUCAGUGCUUAGCGAGUUUUGAGACCCGAAAGCGGCCUGUAGGAAUGCUACCUACUUGGUGUGCUGUUUGCAAGUUGAUUGUAACUUCUUCAAUACCAUCUUCCCUCACAAUCAA
This is a messenger RNA of Physcomitrium patens, 3126 nucleotides long. The record is from RefSeq and is a predicted model, not a curated record. Lineage: Eukaryota; Viridiplantae; Streptophyta; Bryopsida; Funariales; Funariaceae.